Messenger RNA from Ficedula albicollis (Collared flycatcher), 1935 nucleotides. It is a transcript of the gene SH2D5, whose product is annotated as SH2 domain containing 5. The transcript is spliced from 13 exons. Lineage: Eukaryota; Metazoa; Chordata; Aves; Passeriformes; Muscicapidae. The record is from RefSeq and is a predicted model, not a curated record. Gene Ontology annotation, cellular component: postsynaptic density. Bases 667 to 1935 code for a protein of 422 amino acids.
UAUGCGGCUGCUCUGCAGUGAGGCCAGAGCCACCCCUCUUCAUUUUUUUCCCCGGCAAAAGCAGACAGCAGUGGGCAAAACUCCGCAGGGGAUGUAGAAACUGGGGUGAAAGGGUCUGAGCGUCAGGGCAGGGGGUGGCGAGCGAGCAACCACGUGUGUACGUGUCAGGGUUAGAAAUCGCUGCUCCGCCGGGCACGCCGGAGGGGACGGCAAAAGACGCAGAGAAAAUCAGUUGCCGCCGCUGUUUCCAAAACCCCGAGCGAGCGCUCCUGCUCGCCGUCGCUUCCAAGAAACGGAGAGAACCGAGGAGGAAAAUUGCGGUGAUUCAUCGCGGGCAGAUCGGAGGCAGGAAAUGGGAGUUUGCUGCCUGCCCCGUGCCCGGCGUGGGCUCCGUGGGCUCGGGCUCGCCGGGGCCUGGGCCUGACACCCACGGGUCGAGCAUCCCUGCGCCGCGGCCGGAGCGGCCGGAGGAGCCACCGGCAAAGGAAAAACAAGCGGCGGAGGCCGAGAGCCGGAGCAACGGGAAUUUUUCACCUGCGUUUCUCCGGAGCCAUCCGAGCUAGAGCUGCCCCACCCGCACCCUGAAGGGCUCUGGAUAACUCAGAUGUGGCAUCAGAGUAGCUUAACCCCGUCCUGAUUCAGCCUUCACGCCCAAGCCCCGCUGCCAUGAAGAAGAAGCCGGGCAAUGGGCGGGGGCCGGACCCUGCGGCCCCCCAGCAGCGAGCCCGGUCUGUCACCAAGCCAGCGGAGUACGUGGGAUCCUUCACGGUGGAGGAGCUGGACCUGCAGCAGCGAGCGGGGCGAUUGGAGGAGCAGCUGCGGGCGCUGAAGGACUGUCCCAGGAGGAGGUCGGUGGUGCUGAGGUUCAGCUUGCAGGGGCUGAAGGUCUACAGUGCUGAUGGGGAGACGCUGCUGAUGGCACACGCACUGCGCCGCAUCCUGUACAGCACCUGGAGCCUCCCCGACCGCCAGUUCGCCUUCGUGGCCCGCAACCCCCACAGCCCCCCCAAGCCCCCAGGCCGCUCUCACAGCCUGUCCGUGCCCCAGGAGCGACGGCCGGAGGCGGAGGGCAGAGCCUGGCGCCCGGGCAAUCCCUACUGCUCCCCAGUGCUGGUGCGCAAGAAAGCCAUUCGGAGCAAGGUGCUGCGCUCGGGAGCCUACCGGGACUGCGGCGGCGAGGGGCAGCUCCACCAGCAGCCCCGCGACGCCGGAGGGGAAAGCAAAGGGGCGAGGAGCUUGGCCUUCCUGCCCGAAAACGAGAGCGUCCUCGCCGAGAGCGUGUGGGCCUUCGCCGGCAUCGCCAGGGCCGCCGGGGUGGCGCUGCUGCGGCGGGACGUGCCCGGUGCUUUCCUGCUGCGCCCCGAGCCGGGGCUGCCCAAGCGCUGGUGCCUGUGGGUGCGGGCGCCCUGCGGCGUCGUGUCCUACGGGCUGGUCAGGACACACCAGGGCAGGUUCUGCGUGGAGCACUCCAAUGCCGAGUUCGCCAGCGUGGCCGCCCUCCUGGCCCACUACUCCGGGCCGCCGGGCGGCUGCUUCUGCCGCCUGGGCCCCGGCCGAUGCAACCCCGGCUACGAGGAGCGGGACCCCGGCGGCGGGGCCGGGGCCUCCCUGGCUCGGGGGUCCUUCCCCGGCGUGCCCCCCCAGCGGGUGCAGAUCCGCAGGGUUCGGCUGCCCCGGCCUCUUCCCCGCCCCCGGCGCCCCCCGGUUCCGCCGAUGUGUGUCGCUGACCCCCGUGUGUGUGUCACUGACCCCGUGUGUGUGUCGCUGACCCCCGUGUGUGUGUCGCUGACCCCCAGUGUGUCACUGACCCCCGAGUGUGUGUCGCUGACCCCCGUGGUGUGUGUCGCUGACCCCCGUGAGUGUGUCACUGACCCCGUGGGUGUGUCGCUGACCCCCGUGUGUGUGUCGCUGACCCCCAUGUUUGUGUGUCGCUGA